AUGCUCUAUUAUAUGUCUCAUCACGUCUAUAUCAUAUACAGAAGUGAUUCACACGUUCUCUUUAACUCUAUGGAAAGAUCUACGAGAGGCAUGGAACUGGCUCUGCCAACCAAGACCCGCGAGAAGCAUCGCAACCAGAAGCCAACUUCUUUUGAUGAAGAGAUACCUGCUUUUGAAGCGAACUUCCUUGAUGAUGAGCUGGCUCUAGCUGAAGCAACUCUCAUUAGUAAUCGGAUCUCUCGUCUCAACAUGGCUUCUCUUGCAUCACUUUCCAGCGAGGCCUUCCAUGCCGAUGUAUCUCCUCCCUUGGAUCCCGCUUUUUUUGCCGACGAGAAGUUUCUUUCCGAAGACUUGAAUGACUCCGACACUUCCAUCGUUGAGAUCUCUUCAGACUCGGAUUCUGAUGCAUCGUCAACCGAAGACUCUGACGAUGAGGACUCUUCUGCCGAGCUUCCUGACAAGCUCGAGGCUCUUCUUUCAUAUUACCCGUGCGUCAAAGUGACGACGGAGAAGGAUGUCUAG
Fusarium graminearum PH-1 is the source of this 522-nucleotide messenger RNA. RefSeq lists its product as uncharacterized. The coding region runs from base 1 to 522 and encodes 173 amino acids. NCBI's taxonomy places the organism in Eukaryota, Fungi, Ascomycota, Sordariomycetes, Hypocreales, Nectriaceae. The transcript has 4 exons. The record is from RefSeq and is a predicted model, not a curated record.